Molecule: messenger RNA, 1230 nt
Organism: Arachis duranensis
Lineage: Eukaryota; Viridiplantae; Streptophyta; Magnoliopsida; Fabales; Fabaceae
Exons: 1
Coding region: 1-1230 (409 amino acids)
Molecular function (GO): nucleic acid binding; zinc ion binding
Source: RefSeq, a predicted model, not a curated record
AUGACCAUUACUGAGUAUACAAGUAAAUUUGAGGAAUUUUGUUGCUUUUCACGCAUCUGUCAGGGAGCUCUUGAGGACUUUGCUGAAUGGAAGUGUAUAAAGUAUGAAGGAGGCCUUAGGAGUGACAUUCAGAGAUUUGUGGCACCUAUACAGAUUCGGAAGUUUUCUGAGCUUGUGAAUAGGAGCAGGGUGGCAGAGGAUUGUGUCAGAAGGGCUGCAGCAGAAAAAGAGAGUCUGAGGAUGCCAUUCCAGAGGACCACAGGGAGGAAUUUUGCACCUAGGGGCAGACAAUUCAAGCAUGGUGGCUUUGUCCCUCAGAACAAUCAGGGGCAAGGCAACUCCAGGAGGCCUAAUGCUAGUGCUAACCAGGGAAGGAGACAGGGGAAGCAGCCACAACAGGAUAUGAGUUGCCACAGAUGUGGGAAGUAUCAUUCUGGGCCAUGCAGGUUUGGGACCGAAGUCUGUUACUCCUGUGGACAGGCAGGACACUUGGCUAACAGUUGCCCCGAGAAGAAGAAGUAUGAGACAGGUAGAAUACAGCAACUAGGCAGAGUAUACACUACUUCUUUUGUAGGUGCUGAGGGGUUAGAGACAUUGAUCAGAGGUAACUGUGAGAUGGCUGAUAAAACUUCGAAUGCUUUGUUUGAUUCUGGAGCUACACAUUCUUUUAUUGCAUUUGAGAAUGCUCAUGAGUUAGGAUUAAAAAUUGUAGUCCUGGGAUAUGAUUUGAUGAUGUAUAAUGCCACCCACGAAGCUAUGAUCACUAGGUUAGGGUGCCCCCAAGUUCCCUUUCGAAUACAACAGUGUGAUUUUGUGCAUAACUUAAUCUGUUUGCCAAUGAUUGGUCUUGAUCUCAUUUUGGGAUUAGACUGGUUAUCCAAGAAUCUUGUUCUACUCUAUUUAUUUGCAAAAACAAUAUGUUUCAUGCCUGAGGACACAGAAGGGCCGGUGGUGGUGAAUAAAUACUAUUUGAAUUCCAUGAUAGUGAACUAUUCUGGGGCCGUAUGUCAAAGAAUAUUGUUGUUAGCUGCGGGUGUUUCGGGUGAUGAUCAGAACUUGGAACAAAUCCUAAUUGUGUGUGAGUUUUCGGAGGUGUUCCCUAAUGAUAUUGAUGAAUUUCCACCGAAACGGGAAGUUGAGUUUGUUAUUGAUUUGGUACCUAUGGCCGGACCAAUCUCAUGUGCUCCUUAUAGGAUGUCGCCUCUAGAAAUGGCCGAAUUGAAGUCUUAA